CAUCGGUCGGUGCGGAUGCUUUUUCGGUUGUGCUCCGUGUUAUUUCGCUUUUUUCGGUGAUAAUUGUUUAAAUAAACACGAACAUGGAUAUAGAUGGAAUGUGAUGUGUUUGACAAAUCAGUGAAACUUCGAAACGAUGGAUGCCUUACAGGAUUACAGUGAAAUGAAGUAAAAAAUACGGAUAAUCUGAAAGUUUCCCUGCGACCAGCAAACUCUGACUUCCGAACGAAGAGCUCAAUCGAGACCGUUCGUGUGUGUGAGUGAAUUUGAAGCGCCGCUUUUCGGUUGCUAUCUGCUAUUCGUUUUCGUCUUCGGGUGACGAUGGUUUGUGAAUCGCUCGUUCGUUCGUUCCGUCGCUCAUACGAGGAGCAGCAGUUAAGUAAUGGCGGAUGUGUUUAGUGCUUAGUGCUGUGUAAAAUGACUUUUUCGAAAGGAUUUCAUUAAUCAAGCAAACCCAAACCGUGCUAAAAUGGAUCUGCAAAGUGUGGAGAGCAGGAAUGUUCUGACUUCAGAACUAUAUUUCCUGAUUUCCAAGUUUUUGGCCAAUGGACCGUUGCGGGAAACGGCCAAGGUUUUGGCCCGCGAAUUGGAGCAUUUAAAUAUUUUGCCGCGCCGCCUGGAUUGGACCGGACAGGAACAUCGCCAGACGUUAGAGGAGCUGGAAAGACAAUACCCCCACGUUGGACCGCAACAUCUGCUGGAGUUAUGUUCCCGUAUAGGACCCAUCUUGGACAAGGAGCUGACCCCGGCCGUUUCGGGGGUGCUGUCGCUGCUGGGAGCCGGCCGUCAGAGUGUACUGCGCACGAAGGAAAGCGUAACUCGACCCCGCCAGCUGGUAGACUACUGUACCCGGUUGCACCAUAUGCCACUGGCGGAUGCGAACCACCGGAACAAUACCCACAAUAUUGUGAAAGUGCUGUACGGACGGGAAAGUGCUGGUCCUAUCGUGCGCAACCUGGCGAUACCUACCUCAUUCUAUGCGAAGCAAACCUUACAGCGGCAAACUUUGGGCCAUCUGUCGGCCGUUUAUUGUGUGCUGUUCGAUCGAACAGGGAAGUAUAUCAUAACCGGGGCCGAUGAUCUGCUGGUCAAACUGUGGAGUGCAAUCGACGGGAGAUUGCUGGCGACGUUCCGGGGGGCGUCCGCUGAAAUUACCGAUAUUGCUAUUAAUCUUGAUAACACGAUGCUGGCGGCAGGGUCGCUCGAUCGAAUACUGCGUGUGUGGGAUCUACAAUAUGGAGGACCGAUCGCUGUGCUGUCCGGACACACGGGAAUGAUUACCUCGGUCAACUUCUGUCCAUCGCCGAAAGCUGACCUGCGUUACUUGGUUACUACCAGCACGGACGGAUCGGUUGCUUUCUGGGAAUACAGCACCCGAAGUGGAAAGGCUUCGUUCAAUUCGAAACCCGUCAUGUAUCACGAGAAGUUGCGUCCCGGUCAGGCACAAAUGAUCUGUGCAUCUUUUUCACCGGGUGGAAUAUUUCUGGCAGCGGGUUCCGCUGAUCAUCACGUUCGAGUGUAUUUGAUGGGAGAGGAUGGUCCGAAGCGUAUACUGGAAACGGAGUCACAUUCGGACACCGUGGAUUCGAUUCAGUGGGCCCACAAUGGGCUGAAGUUUAUUUCUGGCAGCAAAGACGGAACUGCUUUGAUAUGGCAUUUCGAAACGCAACAGUGGAAGUCGUCCCGUUUGCAUAUGACGGAAAAACUGCCGAGUUGUCCGGCACCAUCACCGGAGGAAAACAGUAAACCGAAGGUCACGAUGGUUUCGUGGGAUAACACCGACGAUUGGGUUAUCACUGCGGUCAAUGAUUUCACUAUCAAGAUAUGGAAUGCGCAUACUUUUAAGUUGCACAAGGUGCUACGGGGGCAUACCAACGAAAUUUAUGUGCUAGAGUCCCAUCAGAAGGAUUCCGGAGUUUUGCUGUCGGCUGGUCACGACGGUCAGCUGUUCAUAUGGGAUAUCGUCCGGGGAGAGUCCCUGGCAAACUUUCUCAAUCACAUCGACGGACAAGGCGAUGGAGGAAUUUUCGAUGCCAAGUGGUCACCUGAUGGGAACAUGAUUGCCGCUACCGAUUCUCACGGUCAUAUUCUGAUGUUCGGUUAUGGUUCCGGUCACGAAAGAUUGAAACAACUGCCAAAGGAACUUUUCUUCCAUACCGACUAUCGGCCGUUGAUACGCGACGUGUCGCAUCACGUGAUGGACGAACAGACGCAGACGAUGCCUCAUCUGAUGCCACCGCCGUUUCUGGUGGACAUUGACGGUAAUCCAUAUCCGCCUGCCAUGCAACGAUUGGUCCCGGGACGGGAAAGUUGUCCUACUGAUCAACUGAUUCCAAACAUCGGGCUCGGAGUUGAGCAGGAAUCGGCCCAGGAGGGAUCUUAUUCAAACAUCGACCGAAUGAUUGAGGCGUUGGCGAAUCGGCAAGCUCCUGCGGAUGAUGUCAACCAGGCUCCGGAUUCGAACAACGAUCGUGAUAAUCGCAUGCGAAAUGGAUUACAGGACGGACAACCAAAUGAUCCAAAUCGUCCCAUCGGACUUUCGCAGCAAGGAUUUCAACGGUUCAGCGCUGGUAAUUGGCACCGAGACGGUAGCUACAAAUUUCACCGACGCCAGUACGUGCGCCCCAUGAAUCAUUCCAAUCUUCAACAUCUCAAACAGAAGAUUUACGCGGCCGGACUUCAGGAACACGAACAGUACAGAAGAGAGAUGCGUCGUCGACCUCUGAUGAUCAAUACAUCGAACAACAGUGGCUCGACUGGGCAAGCCAACCGCCGUUCUGGUGGUGGUCGCAACAAUCCCAAUCAACGGGUUUCCCGGAGAGCCCAUCCCAAUGGGGAUCCGAAUGGAAGAGCUCAACCAGCGUACCGUACCCGAGCAGUUCGGGAAAACGAACCCGAACCGGAAGCUCCGGAGCAGCACGAAUCUUCAUCGUCCGAAACGAGCAAUAGUGACGAUUCAACGGCCAUCGAGGAAGAGUUAGAUCUUUCGGCAUCGUCUAGUUCCGAUUCGGAAAGUUCCGACUAUUCCGAUUGGGUUUCACACGAACCGGGACGCAAUUUGGAACCGCCGAAACGAUCCAAACGUAAGCACGUUCAACGGCGGGCUUACUCACCACCAGAAAUUGAACAACCUGGACCGAGCAAUUGUAACCGUCGGCCGAAGAUACGUAAAAUCCCCAUUACACGGGACGGAGAAAUCCCGGAACAAUUUCGUCCGCCGGAAUGGCUGAGCGAAGUUAUCCCCCGGAAGGCUCCCUACUAUCCGCAGAUGGGUGAUGAAGUGGUUUAUUUUCGGCAAGGCCACGCCCGUUAUUUGGACGCCGUGCGCAGCAAAAAUGUUUACAAUCUAGGAAACAAAUGCGAACCGUGGGGUUCGAUCGAAUUGCGGGAUCACGAAUUUUGCAAGGUCAUCGGUAUCAAGUAUGAGAUAAGGCCACCGCGUUUAUGCUGCCUCAAACUGGCCAUCAUGAACGACGACAGGGUACAAACCGGGCGAUCAUUCGUAAUCAAAUAUCACGACAUGCCGGACGUGUUAGAUUUUUUGGUUUUGAAACAAACGUUCAUUACCUCGGUCCGUCGGAACUGGGGUAUCGGAGACCGUUUCCGUUGUAUGAUAGAGGACGUUUGGUGGCUGGGGCAGAUCGAAUCUCACAAUCAGUUGUCGGAUGAUUUUCCCAAUUCGCUAUUCAUGUGUUUCCGCGUCCGGUGGGACAAUGGCGAGUAUGAGUUCAUGAGCCCCUGGGAUCUGGAACCGGUGGAUGAAAACCGGUUACCGACCGAGGUCGGUGGAGCCGUUCCCGUUUUACCGGAGGAACUAAGAGCAACGUUGUAUCAACCCAAAGCAGAAGAGUGGCCACGCGGUGAUCGAGAUGCAUCCUGUCGGCGGAUAAUUGCUGGAAUGGAACAAGUUAUGGGACUGGCUAUAGCGGAUCUAUUUCUGGCACCAGUUGACCUCAACAUUUACCCGGAGUAUGCCUUCGUUGUGGAGUAUCCGAUUGAUCUGAAUACGAUCAAGGCUCGGUUCGAAAAUCAUUUCUACCGACGAAUUACUUCGGCCCAGUUCGAUGUACGAUAUUUGGCUACAAAUGCGGAAAAGUUCAAUGAAAGUCACAGUAACAUAGUCAAGCAUGCCCGAAUCAUUACCGAUCUUUGCUUGAGGAUAUUAGGCGAUUUGAACACGGUGGACGUUCCGGCCGUAUACCAUCAACUAGCCGACACUUACGUUUCAUCAGACUCGGACAGCGAUGGGAACCAACCGGGACCGUCUACCAGUACCAGUACCCGACGACCACCGACCGGAUCGAGGAGAUCUCGCCGCUUGGUACCCGAAGGUGACUGGCGUGUAGACUGCCGGGAACUGUUGGAGAUGAUAUGGCAGUGUGAUGAUUCGGAACCGUUCCGGGAACCGGUGGAUACAAUCCAACAUCCAGAUUAUCUGCAAAUAGUCGACACACCGAUGGAUCUUCGCACGAUAAAGGAAGACCUACUGGGAGGAAACUACGAGUCGCCAUUGGAUUUCUGCAAAGAUAUGAAACUUAUAUUCCAGAAUUCGCGCAACUACAACACAAACAAACGGUCCAGGAUCUAUUCAAUGACCCUCCGGUUAAGCACCCUAUUCGAGGCUCACGUUAAACCAAUUAUCUACAACUGGAAGUCGGCUCGAAGGCGUGGCAAAGCGAACGCAGCCAAACGAACCAGUGGCAGUGGGACGACCGGAGCAGCUGGAUCCAGCUCUGGGACACCAAAGAACCGUCGAGACGAUCGCACCCGUCCGGGUACCAGUAGUGGAGGUACAACCGGUUCGAGCCGACGUUCCAACCAGAGUCAUAACACAACGGGAUCGUCAUCUAGGACGCGGCCUUCUGAUGAUGACGAUGAGGAUAAUGAUGAGGAUGAUGAAAGUCCGAAGAAAAGGCCUACCAGAAACGGAACGGCUAUUAUUGCAACGACAGCAGCUAGGAAGGGCCAGUCAAGCAGCAGCUCAAACGGGGUAUCGUCGAGUAGUAAUAAUUUGUUGCUCAAUGCCCAGCCUGGUUCCAGUCGGAGUAGAACGGGCACUUCCGGUACGGUGAAUGCGGCAUCUACCAGUCGCACAACGAGAAGAUCUCAGGAAACCGAAGGUGAAGACCGAACUGCCAGUAGUGUUGAGUCGGAAAGCUCAAGUGAUUCAAGUGACAGUAGUGACGAUAGUGCAGGUGUUCCAGUGUCAUACCGAAGAGACUAUGAUUCGGGAGAUAUCUAUGAUCCUUACAAAAGGAAACGAAGUAAGAAAGCGAAACCUAAAAAGGACAAACGAAAUUCUAGUAGCAAGAACAUAGUAAGUUCAUCGACGGCUAAAAAGAAGCCAUCGACGGCGAGUACAGCCCUAAGUGGAGCAGGUCCCUCUAGAUCAGAUGAUUUCGUAUCCAGUAGACAACAGAUAGCGCAAAGACAAAGGAAUGGAAAUGCGACUGUGUCUGCCAUUGCCACAUCCAGACAAAUGGAUCGGGUUAUGAACGAUAGAGAAACCAGAGAGGAACGCAAAAGAGAACAAGAACAUGAUAAGCCAAAGAAUACUACCAGUAGUAGCAGUAGUAGACGGACGCUGAGAAGCACAAGGAAUAAUACCGGCAGCGACAGCGAAGAGAAUGAUGCCGGCGAAGGUCCGAGCAGUGGUCGCAGGAUUACCAAAAGGCCUCAGAGAUACGAGUCAGAUCACAGUUAUCACAUGGAACGGCCAAAAAUGUCACGGAUAGUUUCUGACUCGGAACACGAAGAGGAAUCUCCAAGAUCAACCAGAGGAAGCACGAGGCGGGCACAAGCAGAGUGGGGUAAAAGUGAAGACAGCUUGGAAGCUCCGGAUGAUGACGAACGACCUUCGAAUUCACAACCGUCAACCAGAAGGAAACGACCCCGCAACAGGAUAUCCGAUCCGGAACAAAGUCCGGAGGAAACGAGUAACAUUAGCAAACGUGUUCCCUCACAACGUGCCGCCAAUCGAGCAAGAAAUUGGCAGGCAAGCGAAAGCGACAACGAUCCGCAUACACAGAUGCAGUCACCGGAACAGCCUAGUACGAGUUCUGUUUCCGGGUCCUCUCGUUUGCGUAUGAGUCGUACAAAUGGUUCACCCACGAAAUCUCCUCGAAAAACCGAAAGUCGUGUCAUUAAUCGUCGGGUACGCAAUGUGUCUCGAAGUGAACCAUCAGUGACGCCACCUCCACAUACCGUUGACCACAAUUAUGGGGAGCCCUCGUCACGCCGAACGCGAAAUCGACAUCAACUUUCCCGGCACCAACGGAAUGCCGAUGAGUUAGAUAACACACCGGAUGAUCACACCGAAGACGCAACCGAUGAUGAUGUUCCGUUGAGACCCCGGUCCACUACUGGCCAAAUCAGUUCUCGAUUGCGAAGUAAAACCAACUCACCGGCCAAACGAAAGAAGCCAGCGACCUCGGAGGAUGAGCAAGAGGAGGACUCCGACGAAGAAUUUGUUGGUGAAGCGGAAGAAGCUGAAUCCGAAGAAGAGGAAGUUUCGGCAGCCAGCACCGAUGAUGAUUCAGACGACAAUACACCCUUGCGCGUAGCGUCUUCUCAGCCUCGCGGCAGUCGUUCACAAACAGCCAGCAGAAGAAUCACGUCAGGUUCGCAGAAAACAAAUGUUAGUAGCCGAACGAGACAAAGGGAACGGUUUUCAUCGGAAGAUGAUUACGGGGGUCCUGGUCCAUCAAGUUUGCGAAGUACCAGAAAUAUGAAGCGUCCGCACUACAACGAAGAAAGCGAUGAAGACGACGCCACGACUCGGCAGCGACCGAAGCGGCACGCUAUGUUCGGAAGCCAACCGAGCAGUAGCAAUCACCACCACCUGAGGCAAUCGCAGCAACACGGUCCUUCUUCAUCGUCCCAUCGGUCCAAUGGUGAUGCCGCAGUAGCCAGUAGCGGCGAUGGAAGCGAUGGCAACAGUGAAGACAACGAAACUCUAACUAGCGUAAGCAGUCGCGGUCGAGUGCGACGAAUCAAUCCGAAAGCACGGAAAAUAUUUCGCGACUAGUAUCCUAAUCCUGUUUGAACGGAAUUGAUUCACUGCGUCCAUCGUUUUCCCAGUUGUACAGUGCAGUCCUUGUAAUAUAAUCCCUGUUCCAUAGUGUUCUAAGUCGAGAAACCGUUGUUAGAUUGUAAUUGAUCCGUUACUACAGAAGAUUAAGAAGCUAUAAUCGCCGCCACAACGCGUUCCAAUACUGCCACUUAACUACAGCAGUACAGGUUUUCUUUCUAAACAUUUAAGGUGUGUAUCCUUGAAACGUAUUAUUUAUCCAUGGUAGACAGUGUUAAAUUCAAUGUUUACGUUUCUAUGAACCAAUAAACCUACCAUCUCAAGAUCCCAAGAUAGAGAUAUUUCGAAUCAUUCAAUGUCGAAUGAAUAAAAAAAAACCUGUUGCAGAAGAAAGACUGAUCGAAUUCAUAAAAUCGUAUCCUUGUUUGCUUUUUCAAAGCCUAGCAUGAUCAUUUGAUUCAACUAAUGAAAUUCAUAGAGCAAAAGCGCGUUUCGGAGCUAACAUUAUUAGUGAUGACGAACAGACUAGGUUUAAUUUAGGCUAUCGUCAGUCUUAUUUUUCUCCAAACAAAAUCCAGUAUAAGUGUGAAAGUUGCGGUCAAUCCAGAGACAGUAGUUUAGUCGUAACAAAUGUAACUAUUUUUAAUCGCUAAGUUUGCAUAUACAAAUUACAAAACAAAAUCGUGAUUAAUUGCUAGGAGAGAUAUGGCAAGAAGUCGAUUAAAAAAAACGCUAGUUAAGCCAGAGUAAGUACCCGUGAGAAGUUAGAUUAUAAUCUCCACAAAAUGUUGUAAA
Molecule: messenger RNA, 7825 nt
Organism: Malaya genurostris
Lineage: Eukaryota; Metazoa; Arthropoda; Insecta; Diptera; Culicidae
Gene: BRWD3
Product: PH-interacting protein
Exons: 11
Coding region: 470-7027 (2185 amino acids)
Biological process (GO): regulation of cell shape; regulation of transcription by RNA polymerase II; cytoskeleton organization
Cellular component (GO): nucleus
Molecular function (GO): protein binding
Source: RefSeq, a predicted model, not a curated record